Molecule: messenger RNA, 1131 nt
Organism: Brachypodium distachyon (stiff brome)
Lineage: Eukaryota; Viridiplantae; Streptophyta; Magnoliopsida; Poales; Poaceae
Product: sirohydrochlorin ferrochelatase, chloroplastic
Exons: 7
Coding region: 292-933 (213 amino acids)
Molecular function (GO): lyase activity
Source: RefSeq, a predicted model, not a curated record
GGAUAAUGUGCAAUUAGAAAUGUGCCCUUCGGACGAGGUCAGACAAGCUUGGAAACAUGAACCAUCGCUUGUCUUCGUCUUCGAGCCCCUCCCUUCUUCCCAUCCCGCUGCCGAGCAACGCCUCAGCCCCAUCGCUCCGUCUCUCGUCUUCCUCCUUGUGCGAGCGCCUCCACCGCAGAAGGUGUCUAUUGAAUCCGACUUUCGGCAUUGCCUCCUCAGAAGAUAUAGAGGGAUCUUUCAGCCCUCUACUUUUACAUUACUCAAGAAUCGCGGGGGUGCUCUAAUAGGUCUAUGCACCCUGUGUCCAUCUCCUUACAACACUUCACUGCAAAUCCGACACACAAAUUUUCCUCAAGCAGGAGCACUCAUGUGAGGCAUUCCUGUGACUUUGUCAAGCUGACGACAGUUAAAAGAAAUAGAGGACACCAGGCUAUGAAUUCCAGACCAGAUUCUCCUUCCAGGUCUGAAACGACAGGAGGACAGGAUUAUACUGUGGGAGAAAAUGAUGGUGUGAUAAUAGUCGAUCAUGGGUCACGUCGACAGGAAUCUAAUCUCAUGCUAAAUGAUUUUGUUACAAUGUUCAGGGCAAGGACUGGCUACAGGAUUGUUGAACCAGCUCAUAUGGAGCUAGCUGAGCCUACUAUCAAGGAAGCAUUUGGAAAAUGCGUGCAGCAAGGAGCAUCCCGUGUUAUUGUCAGUCCAUAUUUCCUUUCCCCUGGACGACACUGGAACCAAGAUAUCCCUUCUUUAGCAGCAGAAGCCUCUAAAGAGCACUCGAAUGUGCCCUACAUCGUCACUGCUCCUCUUGGAUUGCAUGAGCUUAUGGUGGAUGUUAUGAAUGAUCGUAUCAAGUACUGCCUGCGGCAUGUUGGCGGUGAUGCCAAUGAGUGCACAGUAUGUGCUGGGACUGGAAAGUGCCGCCUCUACUCUUGAUGCCCGAGUCGUGGAACGUACUUUGCUGGAAGUUGAAUCUGUGGUAUAAUUUUGGCAAUUGUAUUUGAAGCGAUCUUGCUUUACGCUUAUCAGCAGCACAAAACCCGAUCUUGUACCAGCUAAACUAGAACCAUGUACUGUUGGUCUCAGCGGUUUUGUUCAAUCUUGUAGAUGUGGAAUGUCUCCAUUCAGUUCGUC